Messenger RNA from Paramecium sonneborni, 330 nucleotides. The record is from the annotation of a GenBank genome assembly. NCBI's taxonomy places the organism in Eukaryota, Ciliophora, Oligohymenophorea, Peniculida, Parameciidae.
AUGCACAAGCUACUUAAAAGUCUUAAGGCUAAGAGAUAUCUAAUUUAAUUUUCAUAUAUCACCAUAGGUUCUUCAUUUUACUUUCUAAUUACAAAUGAAUUAGAUCAUAUGAUGCAAAAUAGGAAUCUUAAAGGAAGACCUAUUGUAUUAAAUAUACCUAAAUAUAAGGCAGUUGAUAAUUUUAAGCAAAUAUCUUAAUUAAAGAAUUCUGUUACUGCUUUAUACAUCGAUUAACAUUUUUCUAAGAGAUUUUAAGACUUGAACAAUUUUCUAUUACAAAAUGUCAAAAUAAUCCUAAAUAAAUUUAUUAAUAAAUCCUAAAUAUAUUGA